Molecule: messenger RNA, 1805 nt
Organism: Pocillopora damicornis (cauliflower coral)
Lineage: Eukaryota; Metazoa; Cnidaria; Anthozoa; Scleractinia; Pocilloporidae
Product: trace amine-associated receptor 9
Biological process (GO): G protein-coupled receptor signaling pathway
Cellular component (GO): membrane
Molecular function (GO): G protein-coupled receptor activity
Source: RefSeq, a predicted model, not a curated record
UUAAAAUCUUGAUCAAUCUCGCGUUGCAGCGGAAGAUGAUCAACACUUCAGAUGAACAAUCCACUGCUUCUGAAAAUUUGAAUUGUUCAAAAACAAUUUAUUAUUUUCUUUUGUAAAGUUAUUUGAUGAUUCUGCACAGAUAUGACAAGCAUUGAGGCAAAGAUAAUAUAAUUUUUCACCUCACUUGUUUUCGAAACGUUCCGCGUAGAUCCUGCUACCAGGAUGUAGUUUACUGACGUAUUUUUUGGAGUUACAUAAGUUACACAUCAUAGCGCUCGUGCCCCAAAACGUCAUUGACUCUUGCAAAGUAUACUUCAAGCGUUUGAUUCUAAGAUCAGGCAUGUCUUUUCAUCAAAUAAUCGCAGUUCUCCACGCUAUUUUCAAUAUCGUCGGACUCCCCGGAAACGUGUUGGUGUUCAUGACGAUCGCGUUUGAGAGGAGAUUCAAUGUAAUGCGAUAUAUUUUACUCGCCAGUCUUGCAGCGUCCGAUAUUCUCUGUUUGAUUCUUACAAACUCGUUCCGCAUCGCCAGCAUAGCAGAAGAAAAAUGGCGCUACGGACAAACGAUGUGUUACCUUAAUCCGUUUUUUGUGCGAUAUUUCUACUUCAACACCGUUCUGCAUCUGAUAGCUGUUUCUUACGAAAGAUACAAAGCUAUAGUGAGAUCCCCUUUGACCCACGAUGGCACGAUGACAAAAUGCAAAUCAGUGUUUAUCGCCCUCAUCUGGAUAGUUCCGAUUCUAGUUUCCAUCGGUCCGUUCCUUGGUUUUGGCAAUUACGUAUACAACCCCGAAGUGUUCUUCUGCGAGCAAGGAUGGUCAGUUCAUGAUGAUUCCAUAGCAAGAAACAUUGCGUUGUAUGUGAUUGGCAUGUUUCUUGUGCCUUUUCUGGUAAUAGUUUUCCUAAACUGGCGAGUCUUAAAGACGGCAAACAUUCUUAAAAGAAACGCUGCCGCGCCGAUCCUCAACGAACGCACCGUUGGAGCGGAGAUCCAUCGCAAAGAAACGCUGAGGCGCAUGAACGAACGGAAAGCAGCCGUCGAUGUCAGCAUUAUUAUUGCGGCGUUUCUGUUGUGCUUUUUACCCGGUUGGAUUGUAGGACUUUGCCGUCAGUUCGUAAAAAAUGUCAAGAUUCCAGCAGAAGUUACUCUAUCUACAACUUGUAUCUUCUUCGUCAGCUCAGUAUGCAAUCCUAUAAUAUACUCCAUCCGGAAGCGAGAGUUUCGAACCAGAGUAAAGAAUUUGUUUAGGCGGGUUGGGGUCGCGCCUCAUGUUAGCCCUAACGAAAUCAGUUGCCAAGUUGAAAGCGCAAGUCUUCCACUUCGUCGACAAUCGAACGCUUUCUUCUUGAAAACAAGAAGAGGACCACUCCUAAGUUUCUCAGGUUGCCAACAGGGCUCUGAUCAAUUUCUUUCAAUCGAGGCUGGUGUAAUGUCACAGAGACCUUGCCUCAGUCCCAUUCCAGAGAUGGAUACUGAUAGCGAACUUCACUUCAGUGAGAUUCCGAUAGACUAUCAGUUAAGAAAUUGUGAGUCAGAGGUUCUGCCAAGUCAAAUUCACAGUUUACACUUGGGAAGAGUGGGCUUUACAAAAGAGAAUACCCUAACCUUUCUGUAGUUGUAAAAUAGAUCUAUAUUCUUGAACAAAGAGAAGUAAACUAUCGAAAAACGCGUUGCAUGCACUCUUAAAAGAAACUGCCUUACCUAAUUUAACCUCCGCUAUAACAAGAUAUUUUCGGAAACGUUGAAACUGAAAAUCUUCCCCAGAACAAGUAAAGUAAGCAAUUUGCAUGACGAAAACAUUUUGU